CAGACAAUCCGGCCACCACCACCACCUCUUCCUCCAUUUGCGCUCUCCCUUCGUUUUUCUAUCGAGUGGUGGGGUGCAUCGCUUGGAUUUUCUAAAGCCAAUCUCCCACCUAACUGUCUUCUUACCUGGAGUUGCCAUGCAGAUGCAAUUGCUAGUAUUCUACUGCCAUUGUGCCACAUGAUCUGCCUCUCUCUCUCUCUCUCUUUCUCUCUCUUGGAGUUGGAGCCCAAAAGCAUUAAUGGACAUCUUCCUCCUCUUCCUCUGAAUUGUUUCCAUUGUGUUUUGAGUGUGGUGAUCUUGGAAAGAUCCUUUUAUUGAGACUUUCCAGUGGUGUUGUGUAGUGCUUUACUGCUUUGUGGUGGUGUGUAGCUUGCGCCAACCUUGCGUGGAGUAAAGCUUAUGCAUGGGGCUUUAGAGUUUAAGAUAGGAUUCUUGCUCUCCCUUUUCCCAUCCAAGGUGCUGCAUUCAGCUCCGGGCUUUUGGACUUUAGUAAUUACUGCUUGCUACCUCAACUUUCGGCAUCAAGAUCCAAGAAAGAUCAGGACCAAAAGGUCUUGAGCUGCAAUCAUUAGGAUUUGGAUUGUUGGAGAUUCUUCUCUCACAGCCCUUAGUCCUCUCUCCUUACUGUUCUUGCUCUGGCAUUGGAUCAAGAAUUCAAUUCAAGAGUACCCUGUUUCUCGAGGGAACAAGGGAAGAAGGACAAGCUCAGGAAGAAGCAGGUUCUCCUCAAGGAGUAGUUUUGGAGGAAGAGAUUACGGUCAAGGAGGAGCUCUAGAUGCAACAAUCAUAAGCUUUUGUGGGGGAGAAAAGGCAGAUGAAGCUCUGCAUAGGCAGGUUGGGAGGCUUCUUCUGCUUGAAUCAUCUCCUGUGAAGAACAAAAUCUCUUAGUUUCUUUGGAUGGAGAAGGAGGCAAUGGAGGGUCAUGUGAUUGUUCCACUGGAGAACUUGAGCUUGGAGCUCCCCAAUGGAGGAAUCAUGCUCAACCAUGAAAAGGACAUUUCAGCUCUGCAAGUGGAGAUUUCUGAUCUACGAUCAAGGCAGAGACAUCUUGACCACAGAAGGCAAGAGGCACUGGACAAGCUCAUAGACCUGAAAGGAAGUAUCAGGGUGUUCUGCCGGGUCCGACCAUCGAUUUCGACCAACAAAUUCUCGACCAAAUCACCAGUUACAGUCGAAAACGAGAAGAUUGUAGUUCGAUCAGUGGGGAUCAAGAAAGAGUUCAGUGUUGACAGGGUGUUUGAUGAGGAGUCAACGCAAGAGGAUGUUUUCCAAGAAGUGAAGCCAAUUCUCAGAUCUGCACUUGAUGGGCACAAUGUCUGCAUUCUUGCUUAUGGUCAAACUGGGACAGGAAAGACAUAUACAAUGGAAGGAACUAGUGGCAAGCUUGGUAUCGUGCCUAGAGCGAUUAAAGAAUUGUUUUCUCAUGCUUCUCAAGACAGUUCAGCCACGUAUUGUUUCUUCAUAAGCAUGCUUGAGGUCUACAUGGGGACUGUCAAGGACUUGUUGGCUCCAAGGCAACCUCUCUUCAGAUCCUCAGAAUUCAACACGGCAUCAAUUAUCAGCAUACUAUCAACUAAAAGUGGUGCUGUAGAAGUUGAGGGGCUUACAGAUGUUGCAAUACAAGACCUCAAGAAGGCCAACCAGUGGUACUGCAGAGGACGGCGAGCACGGUCGACAUCUUGGACAAAUGUGAACGAUGUUUCGAGCCGAUCACACUGCUUGACAAGAAUUACCAUAAAGAGAAGUGGAGGUGCCACUGAAGAAGUCAGCAAGCUAUGGCUUGUCGAUCUCGGUGGAAGCGAGCGGUUGCUAAAGACCGGUGCAUCCGGGUUGACAAUGGAUGAGGGUAAGGCCAUAAACCUCUCUCUGUCAGCCCUUGGUGAUGUCAUUGCUGCACUUAGGAGAAAGAGAAGCCAUGUUCCUUACAGAAACAGCAAGCUUACCCAGAUUCUAAGUGAUUCUCUUGGUGACGGUUCAAAAGUUCUGAUGGUAGUACACAUCAGCCCUUCUGAUGAUGAUAUUGGUGAAACAGUCUGCUCACUGAGCUUUGCCAAAAGAGCAAGGUCAAUCGAGUCCAGCAAAGAGCUUUCAGAAGACAUAAAGAAGCUUAAGCAGAAACAGAUCGCAGAGCUUGAUAAGGAGAUACACGACGCCGAGCAAGAACUCAAGGAUCUCAAUGAGCAUAUAAGGAAAGCUGAAAUCUCACUUGAAGAGAGGAAGAAGCUCUCAUCAUCUGCCUGUCAGGCUCUCAGCGACGAGAAAGGGUCACCAAGAAGCACACUAGUGGUACUAGGACACAUAGAUUCUGCAGAGAGCCCUCAGGCAACUGAGAAGACAAAGAGCAGGGUGUCUCAUGGUCAUGGAUCAGUUCCUCACUUCAUGUCCUCAACAGUUUGCAGCAGGCAAAGACAUAGUUCAGCAAGCCACUCUGCUACUAAACCAAGGCUGACAAAAUCAGUGAUCAGGUACCCAGCUGAGCUCAGUGGGAGCCAGUCCUUCAGCUACUCAAGUUGCAAGAAUGCAGCCAAGGCUAAGUCAGUGGCAUUCUCAUCUAGUAUGCCUAAGAUGAAAUGUUUGCUAGUUAAAUCUGAUCAAAUAAACAUGAGUACCAACAGCAUUGAUUCGACGGCAGCGUCGGCGCCUCAACGGAGGGAAAGCUUCAGUUCCAGACCAGGUCAGAGAGCUCCUUUGCAUCAGCACAGGAGAAGGAUGUCUAGCCUAACAUAAUCUUACAUAUAUACUGAUUGAACAGUUAUGUUUUUUUAACACCCUGGUUAGUGGUGAAAUGUUUAUUUAUGAAA
Molecule: messenger RNA, 2801 nt
Organism: Oryza brachyantha (malo sina)
Lineage: Eukaryota; Viridiplantae; Streptophyta; Magnoliopsida; Poales; Poaceae
Product: kinesin-like protein KIN-14O
Exons: 12
Coding region: 898-2727 (609 amino acids)
Biological process (GO): microtubule-based movement
Molecular function (GO): microtubule motor activity; ATP binding; microtubule binding
Source: RefSeq, a predicted model, not a curated record